AUGCUACCGCAGAGACUGCCUAACCCACCCAAUCUGCCAUUCUCUAUCGUUUCUUUCGUCUUUUCGACAUCGGUCGACUUCAUGUUUUGUCAGAUCACACGACUUGUGAUUCGCAAUUUCACACGCAAAGAUGCUGGCUACUACACCUGCCGGACGCCACACAACACCGAGGCUCCUGGCCGUCUCGAGCUGGUGCUUCGUCCACAACUCUUGGCUGACUACGCGCCCUCCCCACCGAAAAACAAAGAGGGUACCGAAAACGGCGGCAUCAUCACCGGACACCAGAUUUCCGUUGCUCUGGAGGAGGGGACAAAGACACAACUGACCUGUCGCAUCAAUCCACGCCUUGGAUUUCCCAACGUGACACAGGUUGCCAUCACUUGGUACUUUCAAGGCCAGCAUAUCAUCAGUCCUGGCGAGGUGGAGGAGCAUCGUCUCAGAAUGGCCGAACUGAUGGCACAAGAGGCCAGUGGGUUGUCGGAAAGUCCUGUCGAGGCACCGUCUGCCAAUCCGGUCGCCAACACUAGAGGGAUAUUCUCCUCGCCUUUUCAGGAAGAGGCAGAAAAAACCACUCCUUCAGGCGAGAAAUACGUUGAAAAACGAACCUACGAGAAAGGCAACGAUCCUGCCCGUCUGGCACCGAGAGAGUUUGGCGUGGAGAUAAGAGAAAAUAAUCAGGUGAAUUGA
Protopolystoma xenopodis is the source of this 687-nucleotide messenger RNA. Lineage: Eukaryota; Metazoa; Platyhelminthes; Monogenea; Polystomatidea; Polystomatidae. The record is from the annotation of a GenBank genome assembly.